This is a messenger RNA of Humulus lupulus (European hop), 1974 nucleotides long. RefSeq names its product heparanase-like protein 3. Lineage: Eukaryota; Viridiplantae; Streptophyta; Magnoliopsida; Rosales; Cannabaceae. The transcript is spliced from 9 exons. The record is from RefSeq and is a predicted model, not a curated record. Gene Ontology annotation, molecular function: beta-glucuronidase activity. Gene Ontology annotation, cellular component: plant-type cell wall; membrane. Bases 275 to 1885 code for a protein of 536 amino acids.
GCACACAAUAAAUAAAGCACAUGUAACAUACAUACAUACAUACCACGCACACAAUAAAUAAAGCACAUGUAAUAUACAUACAUACAUACAUAUAAUUUUUCUUUAUAUAUUAUAUAUAUAAAUCUAGUCUUCAUCCUUCCACAAAAAUCAACUGACCUUCAAUUUCAAUUUGCAUGAAAGCCAUCACAGAUCAAAAGAGAGAGAGAGAGUUAGUAGUAGUAGUAGUAGUAGUAGGUACAAGUGUAAUAAUGGAAAACGUUGUGUUUGUGUGAUUAUGUGUUUAGUGAUUCUAUUAGCCAUCUUCCUUGGAAUAUACCGUUUUAUUACUCAGAGUAGUUCAAUCUCAGGGGCCUCCCACCAAACAACGACGUCAGGCACUGUUUUUAUAAACAGAACAGCUCCCGCUGGAAUAAUAGACAAUAAUGACUUUAUCUGUGCCACUCUUGACUGGUGGCCUCCUCAGAAAUGCGACUAUGGAUCUUGUAGCUGGGGAACUGCUUCUCUUCUUAAUCUAGACCUCACCAAUCCCAUUCUUCUAAAUGCUAUACAAGCAUUUUCACCCCUGAAGAUUAGGCUAGGGGGCACUUUACAAGACAAAGUCAUAUACGAGAGUGAAAGAACUCAACAAUCUUGUGCCCACUUUGUCAAAAAUGACUCAGAAUUAUUUAGCUUCUCUCAUGGUUGCUUACCUAUAUCUCGGUGGGACCAACUAAACCUUUUCUUCAAACAAACCGGGGAUGUUAUUAUUUUUGGUCUAAAUGCGCUAAGUGGCAAGAUAAUAGAUUCACAUGGCUUAGCAACUGGAGCUUGGGAUUCCACUAAUGCUGAAUCCUUCAUACGGUAUACAGUGAACAAAGGGUACCAAAUUCAUGGUUGGGAACUUGGAAAUGAACUGAGUGGUAACGGAAUUGGUGCAAGAAUCACAGCAGAUCAAUAUGCAUCAGACAUUAACCAUCUUCAAAACAUAGUUCAAAAUAUUUAUGGAGGUUCUAAAGUAAAGCCUUUGGUUCUUGCACCAGGAGGGUUCUUUGAUCCCAAUUGGUUCAAAACGUUCAUAAACAAAGCUUCUAAAUCUCUUCAAGUAGUCACUCACCACAUUUAUAACCUUGGUCCAGGCAGUGAUGAACAUCUUAUUGACAAGAUCCUAAAUCCAUCUGUUCUCAGCGGCGAGUCAAAGACUUUGAGUAGCCUUCAAAGCAUUCUUAAGCAUUCAACGACUUCAGCAGUUGCUUGGGUUGGGGAAUCAGGAGGAGCUUACAACAGCGGCCGCAAUCUCGUUACCAAUGCUUUUGUUUUCAGUUUCUGGUACUUGGACCAGCUUGGUAUGGCAGCAUCUUAUGAUACCAAAACAUACUGCAGACAAACAUUAGUUGGUGGAAACUAUGGUCUUCUCAAUACUAAUACGUUUGUCCCAAAUCCAGAUUAUUACAGUGCUCUUCUUUGGCACCGAUUGAUGGGAAACAAUGUCCUGUCCACAAGCUUUUCUGGGCAAGCCAAGUUGCGCGCUUAUGCUCACUGUUCUAAGAAAAGACAAGGAAUAACAUUGCUCUUAAUCAAUCUAGAGAAUAGUACUACGGUUCAAGUCCUUGUUUCAACUAUAGCUUCAAGCUCCAAUACUUCGAACUCCCAACAAAAAUAUCAAAACCCAAGAACAAAUUUUACAACAACGUCUCACAUUGAAAGAGAAGAGUACCAUUUAAUGGCUGCAAAUGGAGAUUUACAUAGCCAAACAAUACUUCUAAAUGGAAAAGUACUAAUGGUAGAUUCAUCUGGAGUAAUCCCAACCCUGGAACCAGUAUUUAAAAGGGUAUCAUAUCCAAUCACUGUGGCUCCUUACUCUGUUGUAUUUGUUGUCAUUCCCAACAUCAAUGUUUCAGCCUGCUAGUCUUAAUAUUUGUCGCGUAUAUGAAACUUCUUUUUGUGCGCAGCUCUAAUAUUUUAAAAUCAUAGAGCAAAAUAUAUAUAUAUUAUACA